Cricetulus griseus (Chinese hamster) is the source of this 1088-nucleotide messenger RNA. NCBI's taxonomy places the organism in Eukaryota, Metazoa, Chordata, Mammalia, Rodentia, Cricetidae. The record is from RefSeq and is a predicted model, not a curated record.
AUGCCCAUGAAAACGUGGAGACUGAGCACCGAGGUGGGUCUGAGUUGCUUCUCGUGCGAGCUCACACCCUCGUGUGCCGUGCCUGGGUGCGGCAGGUGGGCACCCCUUCCCUCUUGGCAGCAGCCUCGGCGGCGUGUAGCAGGGGGUGGGGGUGCCUCUGUUGGCUGCGCGCGCGCGCACGCCAGGCUCAGCACGCGCCCGUGCGCGCGCCCCGCGCCUCCAGCCCAGCGCUCGGAGCGGCUUUGGCUGCCACUGUCUGCUCCCCCGGGCCGCCGCCUGCUCCAGGCUGGGGCUUCUGUCCGCUGGGCCGCUCGCCCCGAGGCAGGAAGACGAGUUCGAGGAGGAUGCCUGGGCCCCGCAGCCGCCGGGUCUUCCCCAGCUGGACCGACUCAGAGCUCAGCAGCCGCGAGCCCCUGGAGCAUGGAGCUUGGCGCCUGCCUGUCUCCAUCCCCUUGUUCGGGAGGACUACAGCCGUAUAGAGGGGCGCCCGGCGUCCCGGGCCCCACGGGCGAACUCCUAGCCUGACUGCGGGGCUUUUUAAAUGCUUCCCUUGGACUGCAGGGAGGGGUGGGGGGAGGGUGGGAUUUCUUACCCCGUUUGUUACAUUUUGAGGAUAAUAAAGGUGUGUGAUCUGCUUUGGUACAAGCGGAGGGGAACACCAGCUGCUUUAAGCCCAAGGCGCAGGCAGGGAAGGAGCCCGAGUGCUGGCCUGGCUGGGGGUGUGCGUGUGUAAAGAAACGAGAAGGUUGCUUUUCAGGGGAGGGAUGUUCAUUCUCCAUCUAGCCUGUUUUUGAUAUCACAGGGUAACAGGUGCGCCCCUGUAGCUGCGAAGGUGACAGGAGUUGGGAAGCGGGUCGUGAGGACCGGCGCCCACGCCAGAUCAACCCCUGGAGGCCCAGAGCAGCAGGCCCGAAGGGAUCUGGAUUUCUUUAUUAACAGACAUGAGCACGACCCAUUACAUAAGUUUGUGCUUAAAAAAAAAAAAAAAAGGUGGAAAAGUUAAUGUGAAAAAGAACCCAAGCAGAGAGGAGGGAAUUGGGGAGGGGCCACCCAAACCCCGGGUCCCAUCUAUAAGCCAACCCUGACUU